Mesitornis unicolor (brown roatelo) is the source of this 1469-nucleotide messenger RNA. It is a transcript of the gene DNAJA4, whose product is annotated as DnaJ (Hsp40) homolog, subfamily A, member 4. The transcript is spliced from 7 exons. The record is from RefSeq and is a predicted model, not a curated record. The coding region runs from base 1 to 1080 and encodes 359 amino acids. Lineage: Eukaryota; Metazoa; Chordata; Aves; Mesitornithiformes; Mesitornithidae. Gene Ontology annotation, cellular component: cytoplasm; cytosol. Gene Ontology annotation, biological process: protein refolding. Gene Ontology annotation, molecular function: Hsp70 protein binding.
AUGCAGAUGUACAAGUUUAAGCUCAUAUCCCAGGCAUAUGAAGUUCUGUCGGACCCAAAGAAAAGGGACCUCUAUGACCAGGGUGGGGAGCAGGCUAUUAAAGAAGGAGGCCUGAGUGGCGGCAGCUUCUCUUCACCCAUGGACAUCUUUGACAUGUUCUUUGGUGGUGGAGGCCGAAUGAAUAGAGAGAGAAGAGGCAAAAAUGUUGUGCACCAGUUAGGUGUAUCUCUUGAGGACUUAUAUAAUGGUAUCACAAGAAAGCUGGCACUGCAAAAGAAUGUUAUCUGUGGAAAGUGUGAAGGUUAUGGUGGAAAGAGAGGGGCAGUAGAAAAGUGCCCAGUGUGUAAAGGAAGAGGAAUGCAAGUUCUAGUUCAGCAGAUUGGACCUGGCAUGGUACAGCAAAUUCAAACCGUGUGUCCUGAAUGCAAAGGCCAAGGUGAAAGAAUAAAUCCGAAGGACAGGUGUGACAACUGUAAUGGCUGUAAGGUUGUGAGAGAGAAAAAGAUCAUAGAAGUUCAUGUUGAUAAAGGUAUGAAAGAUGGUCAGAAGAUAGUAUUUCAUGGAGAAGGUGACCAGGAGCCUGAUCUGGAGCCUGGUGAUGUUAUAAUUGUGCUUGAUCAAAAGGAUCACAGCGUUUUUCAGAGGCGAGGGCAUGACUUAAUCACCAAAAUGAGAAUCCAACUCUCAGAGGCUUUAUGUGGCUUCAGAAAGACCAUUGAAACUCUGGAUAACAGAGUUCUAGUCAUAUCAUCUAGGCCAGGUGAAGUGAUAAAACAUGGUGACCUAAAGUGUAUCUGCAAUGAAGGGAUGCCCAUCUACAAAUCUCCAAUGGACAAAGGCAACUUAAUUAUACAAUUUUUGGUCCAGUUCCCAGAGCACUACUGGCUCCCAAGGGAGAAACUGUGUCUGCUGGAGGCGCUGCUACCUCCACGAGAAGAUGUUAUGAUUACAGAUGAGAUGGAUCAGGUAGACCUAGAAGAUUUUGAUCCAAGUGAGCAAACCUACCGUAACAGUGGGGGAGAAGCAUAUGAAGAAGAUGAGGAGGGUCCAAGAACAGGAGUACAGUGUCAGACAUCUUAAAGCAAGGUGGAAUGGAUGUCAUCUAAAAUGUAAAUUUUCACAAUGAAAACUGCAUGGCUGUAAUAGCCACUGCUUGUGUUUUUUGUGUUCAGCAAAUUGAGUUGCUGCGCUGUCAGUAUCACCUUUUUGUAACUAAUUUAUAUUGUGUUCUUGUAGUCUUUAUAUAUAAAGCAAAUGUCACACAGCUGAGAACCAACUGACUGGGUAUACAUUUUCCUUUGCUAUUAAGGUUCUCAAUUUAUUUCACCUAUGCUAUUUAUAUAAGACUUUGGCAAUAUUGAUAGAGGCUAAGUGGAGUGUCUUAUGUAAAUACUUUCAUACUGGAAAAUUAAUUUCAUAGAAUAAAACAUAGCAGAAAUAACUUCUAAUAAAUAGAAUUCUUCACAUUU